UCUCUAUCCAUUCAAAGCUCUUUGUUUAACAUAACGUGUCACUCUCUAUGGAAUGGAGGUGGCAAAAUCCCCACUUUUUUAGCGACCCCACUCUGAAAAAGAUGUUUCCUCAGAGGCUCCGUCUUCCAGCUUCCGCAUUCCAGUUUUUCGAUUCUCCAUCACUCACAAUGGCGAACAUAUAACCACUUUUGGAAGUAUAGAUGGCAGAGUUACUUCAAUUGGUCAACACUGUUAUGAUCUUGCUGAUCAAGCCUUUGUCACUUGUCAAAUUCACUUGCUUCUUCGGUGUGAGAACAAUAUGCAUUGUUAUCCAAACAUGGACAGAACUGCUGAGAGCUGCUAUGGGUUUUCAUGCCAGAUUACUCUGGAGACUGAUAAUUUGGGCUAUUGCUAUUCUAUCCCUGCCUAUACGAAGUUUAACUGCUCUACAAAGGGAAAGGGCGCUGGAGAUGCAUCUGCAGGAAAUGCAGAUCGAGUUUGAGAAUCUUGUUUGGGAAAGGAAGCAACUUGAGAAGAAGAUACUAGUAGCCAUCAAGGAUAAGAAGAUAAUGCAGGCCAUGUUAGCAGAACUCGAGGAUGAACAUGACGAUGCCAUCGUCAAAAUUGAGCAAUUGGAGGACCAGCUUCAGAAUCUGAAGGUGGAAAAUCAACGAUUGAACGAAGUUCAUGGUAAAGCACUUUCAGACCUAAAAGACCAUUUUGAUGGCCGAGUAAUGCAAGGCUGUAGCGAUGCUGUUCCAUUUUGGAGAUCAAGUGGCAUUGAGAGCGUGGCCAUACACAAGGAAGGAAUGCAAGAAGAUAAAAGCAAAAGCGGAAGUACGAGCCCUGAAUUUAUGGAAGCCAAAUUCUGUCGAGAUGUCAACCGGCCACAUACUCGGACCACGUCUGAAUUUGACACAAAUGAUGAGCUACACCAACGAAGGGAUCUAGCUGUUUCCCAGACCCUGUUUAGUGCAAUAUUAUCGCUCUUAGUUGGAACGAUCGUAUGGAAAGCUGAAGAUGCAUGCAUGCCUCUAGUCCUCGCACUAUUUGCUGUCGUUGGCAUGUCGUUGUGGAGCGUGGUCCAGUUCUUCUCAACCAUUAAGAACAGACCCGCGUCUGAUGCAGUUGCUCUCUUGAGCUUCAAUUGGUUUUUACUCGGAACGCUGACAUAUCCUACGUUGCCAAGGAUCACUCCUGUAUUUGCACCAGUGUUAUGGACUCUCUCAGACAGGGCUGUGGAGCUGCUAGGUUUCUAAAUCUUGAGAUUUUUGCUUUUCGCAGUCGACACAUACUACACACUGUUUUUGGUCCUCUUGAUGCUUGUAAAGUAAAGGUUUAUCAAAAUGUUUGUUCUUUUUGGGGUCUUGUCUUGUAAAUUUCUUCUGAAAGAAUUUGGUUUUGCUUAAACAGUUGUGUUAUUGAUGUCAUGGAUGAUAAGUAAAUGUAUAAUAUCCGUCUUUUAUUAGUUCUC
Molecule: messenger RNA, 1453 nt
Organism: Solanum stenotomum
Lineage: Eukaryota; Viridiplantae; Streptophyta; Magnoliopsida; Solanales; Solanaceae
Source: RefSeq, a predicted model, not a curated record